AGCCGAGCUCGUCUAAUGUAUAAGGAGGGCGAACUGCAUCUAGCUGUACGCGUAGUUUGAUAACGGUGUUUAUAGUCUCAGGACAACUAAAAAUCUGCUUCUUAACAAAGUACCCGUCCCAGCGGUUUGGGUUUUAAAAUGUUAUAAAACAUUCUGAGUUUCACACGGGCCUUUAAUAGCAAACAACAAAACUGCUGGCUGCCUAAUACGCAUUCUGAUUGGUCUACUAACCAGUAUAACUUGCCCCCUCUGUAUGCCCAUUGGCCAGUUUGAUAUCAACGGGCAAGACGAUUGGUGAAAGAGUCGACUGCGCUGUUUCGUCAGCGCUGUGUUGUGACUGUCAAAACGCCAGGAAACUGACCGAUUCCUCAAGACCUCGGGUGAGUGAUCGGAGAGACCAUGGCUAGCGACUCUCCCCGUCGACCCAGCCGCUGUACCGGUGGAGUUACAGUGCGAGCACAGGCUGCCACGGAGCAUUCCUAUAUGGAGAGUGUUGUUACAUUUCUACAGGAUGUUGUUCCACAGGCUUACACUGGUGCAGUGCCCACAGAUGAAAAGGAAAAAAUUGUAUGGGUCAGGUUUGAAAAAGCAGAUAUUAAUGACAUGGCCAGGUCCCCUGAAUUCCGUGAAAUGCCCAGUACUGGCAGCGACCCUCCAGUGCUGCUAAUGAUCGGUUACUCUGACGGGAUGCAGGUCUGGAGUAUAUCUAUUAGUGGAGAAGCUCAGGAGCUCUUCUCUGUGCGCAAUGGACCGGUUCGAGCAGCGCGGAUUCUACCAGCACCGCACAUAAGCCCUCUGAAAGUUGACAGUUUUGCAGAGAAGAGAGCCCUGCUUGGUGUGUGCAAAAGUACAGGCUCUUCAGGCACCAGCCCUCCUUACUGCUGCACGGAUCUGUAUUCACUGAGAACAGGAGAGAUGGUGAAGUCCAUUCAGUUCAAAACGCCGAUCUAUGAUCUGCACUGCAACAAACAGAUCCUCGUUGUUGUUCUGCAAGAAAAGAUAGCUGCAUUUGAUAGCUGCACUUUCACAAAGAAAUUCUUUGUCACAAGUUGCUACCCAAGUCCAGGGCCUAACUUGAACCCAAUUGCCCUGGGAAGUCGCUGGCUUGCCUAUGCUGAGAAUAAGCUGAUCCGGUGCCACCAGUCUCGCGGAGGGGCCUGUGGAGACAAUGCCCAGUCUUACACUGCCACGGUCAUUAGUGCCGCCAAAACGCUGAAGUCGGGGCUCACCAUGGUGGGGAAGGUGGUGACCCAGCUGGCCGGCACUCUGCCUGCUGGAGCUGCAGACGAGGAGGUGACCCCCCACAGCUCAGCCCGCCGCAGCCCACACGCUCCAGGCAUCGUCACCAUCAUCGACACCCAGAGCGUGGGGGAAGGACAGGUAGUUCUUGUCAGCGAGGACUCGGACGGGGAGGGGCUUGUGGCUCAUUUCCCUGCUCAUGAUAAACCAAUCUCGUGCAUGGCUUUUAAUGAGAGUGGAAUGCUGCUCGUUACUGCUGACACACUUGGCCACGAUUUCCACGUUUUUCAAGUUCUGACUCACCCGUGGUCCUCGUCGCAGAGUGCCGUGCAUCACCUGUACACCCUCCACAGAGGGGAGACAGAGGCCAAGGUCCAGGAUAUCUGCUUCAGCCCUGACUGCAGGUGGGUGGUGAUCAGCACGCUGCGGGGCACGUCGCACGUCUUUCCCAUUAACCCCUACGGAGGGCAGCCCUGUGUGCGGACUCACAUGUCUCCCCGCGUCGUCAACCGGAUGAGCCGCUUCCAGAAAAGUGCGGGUUUGGAAGAGAUUGAGCAGGAGCUCACCUCGAAACAAGGCGGCCGCUGCAGUCCGGUUCCUGGCUUGUCCGGAAGCCCAUCAGGAUCCCCGCUUCAUGCGAAGUUAAGCAGCCAGGACUCCAACAGCAACAGCAUGGGGAACCCGCGGCUGUCUCCCCUGCCCAGCCUCACCAUAGUGGUGCCGCUGGCCCAGAUCAAGCAACCCAUGACACUGGGCACCAUCACCAAACGCACAGGACCCUACCUCUUUGGGGCAGGAUGUUUUUCCAUUAAAACUCCGUGCAAAGCCAAACCAGCCCCGCAGAUUUCACCCAGCAAAUCGACCGGAGGGGAGUUCUGUGUCGCUGCCGUCUUUGCAUCCUCGAGGUCCUGGUUCAUAACUAACCCAAACAUGAAGCAAGAGAAAGAUCAGUCCAGGCAGUCUGUGGUGGACUCCCUCUAUAUUCUCAGUUGCUACGGUAACCUGGUGGAACAUGUGUUGGAGCCCCGCCCAGUCAGCACCGCGCAGAAGAUCAGUGAUGACACGCCUCUGGAGCUCGUCACCUGUCCUCGAGCCAGCUGGACACUCGGCAGAACACCACAAUGGAAUGAACUUCAACCACCGUUUAACACAAACCACCCAUUGCUCCUGGCUUCAGACGCUGUGCAGUACUAUCAGUACCUACAGUCUGGCUUGGUGCCCCCUGGAAGCCCUGGACCAAUCACCCGACACGAGUCCUACAACAGCCUGGCGUCUGAGCACAGCGGACAGGAAGACGAGGAGUGGCUUUCUCAGGUUGAAAUCGUGACCCAUACUGGACCACAUAGACGCCUGUGGAUGGGCCCGCAGUUUCAGUUCAAGACGAUUCACCCGUCUGGCCAGACCACAGUGAUUUCCUCCAGCUCCUCUGUGCUGCAGUCUCAGGGACCCAGCGACACCCAGCAACCACUGCUGGACUUCGACACCGAUGACCUGGACCUGCACAGUCUCCGGAUCCAGCCUGUCCGCUCGGAGCCGGUCAGUAUGCCCGUCUCCUCAAGGAUCGUCGCAGAUCCCAGAGGGCAGUCCCCCAUGAUCGAUGCCGGAUCAGGUAUUUCCUAAAGGAGACCAAUCUGCCAAAACAUCCUUAUUUAAUUUUUUUCGCAUGCAUUUCCAUCCCUUCAUUUUUGUUUCAGUGAUGUCUCAUUGCACACUCAUAGAGACGAUUCCUAAAGUAACCUGUUCUUUCAAAGGACCCAGUAAAGCUUGUCCAUUGAUUUCAUUUUAUUUGUUUAUUUUUUUGCAAUAAUGACCAGCAUGUAGAGCUGUGUGGGGGGAACAAUAAACAACUGAUUUAAGGACAGACUGACCCUGGUUUGUAACUUUCCCAGUUCUACAUUCCCACAUUGGGGUGAUUGUACAAGCAAUGUUUUGAAUGAAUGUUAUCUUGUGUAUUUUUAUUGAUGUAUGAAAAGCUCAUUUCGAUAUGAUCAGAUUGCUUGACAACUCGUUGCUUUUAAGAGACAGAGCUCCUGGCCAGUACUGACCUAAGGUUCACCUAGAAGAGAAAUUCUUUUCACAGUCAGUAACUUGAGGAAUGGUUAUAUCUAGAGUUGCAGUGUUGCCUGUUUACAAGCAGAACAGCUUUAAUAAAAUGCAUGAAGCAUUCUGUAUUGUAAGUGGGCUGUACUGCAAAGUGAAGUGUUGCUAAUCGUCAUGACUACAGGGGCCUGUGUCUAAGCCAUAGUCAGCUAGAUAAUUACUAUCAUAGGAGCACAAUAUUGAUGGCAAGCACAUGGCCUUACAGUACAGAUUAUAAUCUGAUUGUCAAUUACAUUAACAGUUCGGUGACUGUCUCUCUUGUAAACAGCACAGACUAAGUGUGAUCUCUGUUCUCGGAUCAGGACAUCAGCAGAAACACAUUAACAACUUGGGCUUCUCAUUUCUUAUCUGAAGACACCCUCCGAUUUACAAUGGGCUCCUAAACAGGUUAAAGGUUGAUCCUAAUAAUGGCUACUUAUAUAUAAUGCCGAGUUACUGAUUGGCUUGAGAUGCGUGUCAUGCUGAGACGUGGAUUCAAAGGGCAGUGCUACAUUAUUUGCA
This is a messenger RNA of Polyodon spathula (Mississippi paddlefish), 3840 nucleotides long. RefSeq names its product BCAS3 microtubule associated cell migration factor (gene bcas3). Gene Ontology annotation, biological process: response to starvation; autophagy. The record is from RefSeq and is a predicted model, not a curated record. Lineage: Eukaryota; Metazoa; Chordata; Actinopteri; Acipenseriformes; Polyodontidae. Gene Ontology annotation, cellular component: cytoplasm. The transcript is spliced from 24 exons. Bases 400 to 2859 code for a protein of 819 amino acids. Gene Ontology annotation, molecular function: protein binding.